Messenger RNA from Mugil cephalus (flathead mullet), 1348 nucleotides. It is a transcript of the gene ccdc43, whose product is annotated as coiled-coil domain containing 43. Bases 35 to 682 code for a protein of 215 amino acids. The transcript is spliced from 5 exons. The record is from RefSeq and is a predicted model, not a curated record. NCBI's taxonomy places the organism in Eukaryota, Metazoa, Chordata, Actinopteri, Mugiliformes, Mugilidae.
CCCGAGCGGUAAAGAAGGACCCCAAAGGGCCAAGAUGGCUGCGCCCACGGUAGACGCCGGGGAGUUUGAAAGCUGGCUAAAUGAUCGGUUAGACUCGUUUGAAGUUGACCGCGAGGUGUAUGGGACGUACAUUUUAGGGAUUCUACAAGAAGAGGAGAGUGAUGAAGAGAAACAAGAUGCGCUUCAAGGAAUAUUAUCCGCAUUUCUGGAGGAGGACACCAUGGAGGAUGUCUGUAAAGAGAUCAUCAAGCAGUGGACAGAGUGUUGCAGUCGAUCCACCGCCAAAAGAAAUGCUGAUGAUGCUGAGGUGCAGGCCAUUGCCAGUUUGAUUGAAAAACAAGCUCAGAUUGUGGUGAAACAGAAGGAGGUGUCCGAAGAGUCGAAGAAAAGGAAAGAGGCCCUUCUUGCCCAGUACGCCACCAUAACCGAUGAAGAGGAUGAAGCAGAAGAAGAGGAGCCAGCAAGUGUGAACACCUUUACCGGAAAUGAUAAAUCCCUGUUCAAGAACACCAACGUGGAGGAGGUGAUGAACAGACAAAAGCAAAAGCGGGACCAGGCCCGUGAAGACGCUCAGAAGAAGAAGGAGAUGGACAAGAUGCAGCGGGAGAAGGACAAACUGGCCAAGCAAGACAGGAAAGAGAAGGAGAAGAAGCGUACACAGAAAGGUGAACGCAAAAGAUAAAACCAAAGGAAAGGACACUUUGUAUGUGAGAAGGUUUUGUUACGAGACAAAAGCGGUGGGGGGAAAAAAAUCUUUGCUUCUUUUUUUUUUUUGCUAAACCUUAUUGGGAACUUCAGUAUCUGAACAAUUACGAUUACUUUCAGUAUCUCGCGUGUAAAGAACAAUGAACUGGAUGCUGUGCAGAACCAAAAUCUAUAUGUUGAUUUUACAGAUUUAAUCAGGCACAGAAAUAGGUUGUCAAGGACUAAAGCUGAUGACCUUUAUUUGGCAACAGCUGGAAUACUAGCUUCUGUAGGUAGUAUUGUGAAAAGAAAAUGCACACUUCUCUCGAUAUAUUGUUUCUCUAGCAUGUGCGAUACAUGAUUUAGCCAAAUUUUGACUCUGAAAUUAACCUGAAACACAAAUCGGAUUAAUUACGGAAGAAGGGGAAUGCUUGUCAUGUAACUCAGUUUGCGUAACUAGACCGCGUCGGCAUCUGCAAGGCCUUUCAUUUCUGCACAACCACUGAGGCAAGUGCUGCUUUCAGUGUUACUGUCUACACGUUCUGACAGUAAAGGCAGAAAAGAGCAGAUGCUGACCUGUACCUCAAACAUAUCGUUUACCAUCCUUUGAAUGUUAAUAAAAAUGCAUCGGAAUCUUUCAGAAAUAAUAAAAGAUUUUCUGCAA